This is a messenger RNA of Podospora anserina S mat+, 1893 nucleotides long. RefSeq lists its product as uncharacterized. NCBI's taxonomy places the organism in Eukaryota, Fungi, Ascomycota, Sordariomycetes, Sordariales, Podosporaceae. The transcript has 4 exons. The record is from RefSeq and is a predicted model, not a curated record. The coding region runs from base 1 to 1893 and encodes 630 amino acids.
AUGGCUGACCCGACUGCCAUCACGGCCGCUUUGACCGGCCUCUUUCCUCUGGUCAAAGAGGUCUUUUUAAUGACCCAGGUUCUCUUUGAGGCCGACAAGAAGCUUCGCUCUUUUUGGGCACGGGUGGAACUCCAGAGAGCAAUCUUUGAUGCCUGGGAGGAUGGGUGGCUCGAUGCCCGGGACAAGCCUGAUGAUAAGAUCAAAGCAUACGCAUUUGAAAAGCCACUUCUGGCAAGGGGUAUCUUGAAGGAAUUCGUGAGCCUGCUCAAGACACUCUCGGAUCCCGACAAGCUCAAGAAAAGAUACGGUCUGAGGCCCGACAGGAUCCCCAAGUAUGCGACCAGAAACGACGAUGUGCCGAGGGACUUGAGAUACUAUUCGGAUUAUCUCAGCGGUGUCGACAGCCGCUUCAACAUUAAGGGACUUCCUGCCUUCAACAAGAGCAUCAACGACCACUUGAACUUGCUCAAGACUGUCCGUUAUGUGAUAGUGGGAAAGGACUACGAGCUUGAGGAUGUAGUCAUCCGGUUCACCGAGUUCAACCGAGACUUGCAGCUGUAUACUGACAGCGAGGCCAACAACGAAGCGGUCCAGAGAAUCUACGAGGUUGUCCUGACGGGCCUCCACUCGAAGCCUGACGACCCAGCACGUCUUGCCGAGGCAGCUCUGUUCGAGCAAAAGGCAACCAUCGACCCCGACGCCAAGCGAUUCUACGGCGACAUCGCUAAAUUCAUCGGCUUCUCCCUCUCCCUCCGAGACGUCACCGUCCUCAACGGCCGCGGCCUCAGCCCCAACAUGCCCUCCCAAAAGAUCUUCACCCGCCGAGACUUCUCCUUCGACGCCCCUUACAAACUCGGCCCCCACUCCACCCUCGCCCGUCUUUUGGAUUAUCCAACCAAAUACCAAACCCGCCUCGUCCUCGUCGAGUGGGUCCCCGUCCCCAAGACCGUCAACGUCAAGACCAAGCUCGAAGGCCUCAAGUCGGAGUGGUAUGUUCUCCACGCUGACAAACCCGACGGUCUCCUUUUGCCGACCGCCCAAGGUCUGGUGUACGACAACACCGACUCCAACUUCAUCGGCAUCGUCUUCCAACUCCCGUCGCACAUCAGGACGGAAGUUCCCCCCAAGAUCGCCGGCCGGGUUGAUCACCGGGUUGUCCGCUCCCCCAAGACCACGGCCGCUCAAAGGAUGCCCACCAGCCUGAGGCAGCUCAUCCUCCAACAACCGGCCCUCGACCUUGGCGUCCGGUUCAAGCUGGCGCAAAAGCUUCUCAACUCUCUGCACUUGAUGCACACGGCCGGCUGGAUGCACAAGCGCAUCCGCGCCGAUAACAUACUCUUUUUUCCCUCCCAGAGCCGAGACGGCGAGCCUGACCCGACAAGACUGGACUUUGAGAACCCUUUUCUCGCGGGGUUCCACUCUGCUCGCUUGGAGAUUGAGACGUCGUCUGUUCUUGAGGUGGCUGCGAAGCCGCUGGAGCAUAUCCGCCCGCUUCAGGGGCUGGGGAAAGUGCUGAAUCAGCCUAGGGUUGUCGCGUUGGAUGCGUACCAGCAUCCGGAGUAUAGGUAUAAUGUCAACCUGCCCUACCGGAAUCAGUAUGACCUUUAUGGGGUGGGAGCUGUGCUGUUGGAGCUGGGGCUGUGGGAGACGCUCGAGAUGUUGGAGAAGGGGGAUAUUGGACGGAGGGGGUAUGAUCCGAGGGUUGUGCCGACCAAGGAUGAUAUCAGGAAGGAUGGGGAGACGGUGGAGAGGGCGGGGUGGAAGUUGGAUAGGAUUAUGGGCUCAACAUAUGGAAAGGUGGUGAGGGAGUGCUUGGCGCUCAAGCCUAUGCCGGGGGAUCUGCUUGGGUUGGAAAGGACGCUGGUGGCGAGGUUGGCUCAUUGCCAGGCCUGA